UGAAUAAUUCAAAAAACGGUUUGUUUAGAAAAAGAGUUUUGGACGCUGACAUAAUUAGCCACGCAGCGUCUGCUUACUUUGAAAGAGUUAAUUCCAAGCAAACACCUUGAUUUCCAUCCGUUAUCAUUACCUACAACUAUCUAUCUAUCUAUCUAUCUAUAUACAUUUUUAUCAAUAAUAAAUAAAAUUAAUAACACCAGAAUUAUUAUUAUUAGUUACAAAAAAGCCUUUGUAUGUGUUGAUUUUUGUCACCUGGCCUUUGGAUGUUAAAAAGAUCCAUCCCCAUUGUUAUUGUAAAAGUGACUAGUAGUAUUAUUGAGUUGAAACCGCGUUUUUUCAAGUCUUGACCGUUUCUUGAUUUUGUUUCUUAUGCACUUUAUUAUUAUUAUGUGGCUGAUGAAUCAUUUGUCUCUGAGAGUUUGGUUUAUUAUGAGAAAUUGUUCAACUUUGGAUUGUGGGUUUUCAAGAUUUUGUGUAUAUGAAUGAUUAUUGUAUAUACUUUCUUGUAUCUUGUUAAUUUUUAGGUUAAUUAGUUUCAUAUAUAGAUAUAGAUAUAGAUAUUGAUCUUGUGGGAGUGUGUAGUAUGUAUGGCAAGCGUUUCAUCACCGUCACCAAACUCCCCAUCUGUUACUGUACCUCCCUUGCCAUCAUCAUCUAGGUCACCCCCACCACCACAAGUAUCUAGCCCACCGCCAGCUGCCCCACCACCGGCCACCCCGCCACCGGCUAGUCCACCACCAGCUGCCCCCCCACCGGCUAGUCCACCACCAGCUGCCCCCCCACCGGCUAGUCCCCCACUAGCUGCCCCGCCACCGGCUAGCCCAUCUCCACCAGUAUCAUCAUCUAGCCCUCCAGCCAGCUCCCCGCCGCCACCUAUAUCGCCAUCUAGUCCACCACCAACUGCACCUCCAUUGCCACCACCACCAUCAGUAGUGCCACCAGUAAGUAGUCCACCGCCACCGUCAUUAGUACCGCCGACAAGUGCCCCUCCACCACCAUCAUUAGUACCACCAACAAGUGCACCUCCAUCACCAUCAUUAGUACCUCCAACAAAUGCCCCUCCGCAACAAAGUGCACCUCCACCCCGUAUCCCACAGCCUCCUGGACCCACCACAAAUUCAUCAUCACCAUCACCGCCACCAGUAGUAACAUCUCCUCCUCCUCGGUCACCACCCCGUUCCACGAAUUCAUCGCCACCGCCUCCUACAAUAGUAGCAUCCCCUCCUACUACUACUAGACUACCAUCAUCACCGCCACCGCCACCGCCUUCACAAGUAAUAGUAUCUCCCCCUACCAACCAAAAUAACAACGAUUCAAGUCCCAAUAUAGCGUCUAAUGAUGGAGGAGGUAUUGGUACCGGAGGUAUAAUUGGAAUUGCUGCAGUAGGGGGUGUUGUACUAGUUACUAUUUUCGUAUUGGUUGUUUGGUGUCUCUUUAAGCGGAAUAAGAAAGUUGUUGGACACAAUGGGAUGUCUGACAUCCCAACUUCAAUGGGCACUUCACCUCGAUCAGAUUCGGGACUACUAAAGGUACAAACGUCAGCAGUCAAGAUUGGAAAUGUAUCUGCUAAUGACAUUGUGUACAGUCCACCAGAACCUGGUGAAUUAGGAAAUUCAAAGUCAAAUUUUACCUAUGAAGAUCUUGCGGAGGCUACAAAUGGGUUCUCUGCUCUGAAUCUAUUAGGUUCAGGUGGAUUUGGUUCUGUUUACAAAGGAUUGUUAGCCGAUGGUACGGAAGUAGCAGUGAAGGAGCUUCAGAUUGGAGGUGGCCAAGGGGAACGUGAGUUCAGUGCUGAGGUGGAAAUUAUUGGUCGGAUACACCAUCGUCAUUUGGUUGCGCUUGUAGGUUAUUGCAUCUCUGACAACAAGAGAUUGCUUGUUUAUGAAUAUGUCCCUAACAACACACUUUACUUCCACCUUCAUGUGUCGGCGAUGGUUCUAGACUGGUCAACUCGUAUCAAAGUUGCUUCUGGUGCAGCAAGGGGUAUUGCUUAUCUCCAUGAAGACUGCCAUCCACGGAUUAUUCAUCGAGAUAUUAAAUCAUCAAAUAUUCUAUUAGAUAAAAACUUUGAAGCCCGGGUUUCUGAUUUUGGGCUUGCCAAAUUAGCUGCUGAUAUGAACACCCAUGUAACAACACGUGUUAUGGGAACUUUUGGAUACAUGGCACCUGAAUAUGCCUCAAGUGGCAAGUUGACCGAGAAAUCUGAUGUUUACUCUUUUGGGGUGGUUCUCUUGGAACUAAUAAGUGGACGUAAACCUGUUGAUACAUCUCAACCAUUAGGGGAUGAGAGUCUUGUUGAGUGGGCCCGGCCACUUCUUAGUCAUGCACUGGAAACAGAGAACUUCGAAGAGUUGGUUGACCCAAGACUUGGUAUGAACUAUGUUGAGAAUGAAAUGUUUCGCAUGAUUGAAGCUGCAGCUGCAUGCGUAAGACACUCCGCUGCAAAAAGACCACGCAUGGGACAGAUUUUACGAGCUUUUGAGGGUAUGGAGACCGAAGAUCUAAGCAAUGGGAUGAGAGUCGGAGAAAGUGAAAUAUACAACUCCGCACAACGAUCUGCGGAAAUUAGGCUGUUUAAUAGGAUGGCUUUUGGAAGUCAAAAUUACAGUACAGAUUUUUUUACUCAAGGUAGUUCUGCCCCGUAUAGCAAUGAUAGAUAAACACCGAGACCUUUUUUUUCACUGCCCACUGGUUAGAUCCAUGAGCCGAGUUUCUGUCAUUUCAUAGUCUGGAUCCUGAAACUCAGCUUAUGACCGGUAUUAGGAGAAGGUUUAAACUUGUGAUCAGAUUCGGUAACUAGUUUACAAAGCCAGACAGUGUACAGUAUGCAUAUAUAUAUUGGCUACACAGUUUUGAUUCUUGUAAUAUUGUACAGGAUUUCUUUACCCUGA
Messenger RNA from Erigeron canadensis, 2891 nucleotides. Its product is annotated as proline-rich receptor-like protein kinase PERK9. Gene Ontology annotation, molecular function: protein kinase activity; ATP binding. Gene Ontology annotation, biological process: protein phosphorylation. Bases 588 to 2660 code for a protein of 690 amino acids. NCBI's taxonomy places the organism in Eukaryota, Viridiplantae, Streptophyta, Magnoliopsida, Asterales, Asteraceae. The transcript is spliced from 8 exons. The record is from RefSeq and is a predicted model, not a curated record.